This is a messenger RNA of Nerophis lumbriciformis (worm pipefish), 1254 nucleotides long. The record is from RefSeq and is a predicted model, not a curated record. NCBI's taxonomy places the organism in Eukaryota, Metazoa, Chordata, Actinopteri, Syngnathiformes, Syngnathidae.
AUGUGGCUGCUGUGGUUGCUGUCUGUGGCCAUUGCCGCCUGCCUUGCCGUGGCUUUCCGCUACUUGGUGUACAAGCCACUGCCUGCUGCCAUUCGACAACAGGGGAAGAUUUUGCUACUGAAUGACAUUUUCCAUUUUUUCAAUGGCUUGGCCUUCGUGAGGGAAUGGCUGGGCUAUGGGCACCACAUCGCAUUUUUGCGAAAUCCCUCCGAGAUCCCUGGCACAAUCAAGAAAUCCAAGACCGAGACCGAUAAGGAUGGGUUGGUGGUCAGCAUUACAGCUUUUGAUGGCGUGCCCGUGCGAGUUUACCAGCCCCCGCCAAAAGCUGGCGAGAACCGUCUCAAGAGGGGGCUGCUGUACAUGCACGGAGGAGGCUGGGCCUACGGAAGUCCCGAUGAUGAAGAAUAUGAUUAUAACAGCCGUAAAGCAUCUAAAGAACUCCACAUGGUUGUGGUUUCUGUUGAUUAUCGUAUGUAUCCUGAGACCUGCUUCCCGGUGGCAUACCAGGACUGCCUCGUGGCCGCCAAGCACUUCCUUUCUCCAGAGGUGUUGGCCAAGUAUGGAGUGGACCCGCUGCGAGUGGGGGUGGCAGGGGACAGCGCGGGCGGCAAUCUGUCGGCGGCGCUCGCUCAGACGAUAGCUACAGAUGACAGCAUGCAUGUGAAGUUCAGCGUGCAGGCCUUGAUCUACCCAGCCCUGCAGGCCUUGGACUUCAACACGCCGUCCUACCAGCAGAAUCGAGACAUGGUCAUCCUUGACCGUUCCUUCAUGAUCCAGUUUUGGUUGCAAUACCUGGGCGGCGACCUCUCCCUCAAGCCACGCCUCCUUGCCAACGAGCACAAAUACGAGCUCUCGCCGGAGUUGAGAGCCCGUCUGGACUGGACCGUCCUUCUCUCUCCCGAGUACCAGAAGGGCUUCGUUCCUGCACGUAUCGAGGGGAAGAAAAUGAAGCACGUCGGACUCCUGGAUGCUAUCCCGACUCUGCUGGACGUGCGCGCGUCGCCCCUCUUGGCGGAAGACAAGGUUUUGGCAAAGUGCCCCAAGGCUUACAUCAUGACUUGCGAGUACGACGUGCUUCGAGACGACGGGUUGAUGUAUGCGCGACGCCUGAGGGAUGCAGGCGUGGCGGUCACAACCGAGCACCACCUGGACGGCUUCCAUUUGUGCUUCAUUCUCACUAAGGGGUUUUUUGGUGUAGAUGUUGGGGUGAGGUCUUUCAACUCUUACCUCCGAUGGCUGCGUGACAAUUUAUAG